Uloborus diversus is the source of this 9604-nucleotide messenger RNA. Its product is annotated as fibroin heavy chain-like. NCBI's taxonomy places the organism in Eukaryota, Metazoa, Arthropoda, Arachnida, Araneae, Uloboridae. The record is from RefSeq and is a predicted model, not a curated record.
UCGGGAACAUCCCAAGCAAGCAAAAUGGUUUGGUCUGCUCGACUUGCGUUUCCUUUGUUGGCCCUGCUAUUUUGCAGUCCAGCUAUCCUAGCACAGGGCAACAGCCCGUGGUCUAAUGCAGCCUUAGCUGAGCAAUUUAUUGGUGCUUUCGGCAAUGCUGUAGCUUACUCCAAUGCAUUUAGUGCGUCAGAAGUGGAUGACAUGCAAUCUAUCGGAGAGAUUGUAAUGGCAGCAAUGGAAAAAAUGGCAAGAUCCAAUAAAAGUUCAAAAUCUAAAUUGCAAGCUCUUAACAUGGCUUUCGCUUCGUCAGUAGCAGAAAUUGCAGUUACUGAGCAAGAUGGAUUGGCACUUGAUCUAAAAACGAAUGCUAUUGCUGAUGCUCUGUCACAAGCCUUUCUUCAAACAACUGGGUAUGUAGAUGGUCAAUUCAUCAAUGAAAUCAGACAACUGAUUGUUAUGUUUGCCCAGGCCAACGCAAAUGAAGUUGGAGGAGGAGCUUCAGCAUCAGCGUCAGCAGGUGGUUAUGGGUCCGGCGGAGGUGGCUACAGUCAGCAAGGAGGUUACAGUUCAGGUGCAGCAGCAUCUGCUGCAGCAGCUUCAUCUGCUGGUCAAGGUUACGGAGGACAAACUCAGCAAGGAGGACAAGGACAAGGAGGCUAUGGAUCUAGUGCAGCUGCAGCAGCAUCAGCAGCCGCAGGAGGCCUUGGAGGAAGAGGUGGACAAAGCGGACAAGGACAAGGUCAACAAGGUUAUGGAUCUGGAGCAUCCGCUGCAGCCGCAGCAGCAGCAGGAGGCUCGGAAGGACAAGGUGGCCAAGGUGGAUACGGCUCAGGCGGACAAGGCCAAGGAGGCACCGGAUCUGGAGCAGCCGCUGCAGCAGCAGCAGCAGCAGGAGGCUCGGGAGGACAAGGUGGCCAAGGUGGAUACGGUUCAGGCGGACAAGGCCAAGGACAAGGAGGCUACGGAUCUGGAGCAGCCGCUGCAGCAGCAGCAGCAGCAGGAGGCUCGGGAGGACAAGGUGGCCAAGGUGGAUACGGCUCAGGCGGACAAGGCCAAGGAGGCUACGGAUCUGGAGCAGCCGCUGCAGCAGCAGCAGCAGGAGGCUCGGGAGGACAAGGUGGCCAAGGCGGAUACGGUUCAGGCGGACAAGGCCAAGGACAAGGAGGCUACGGAUCUGGAGCAGCCGCUGCAGCAGCAGCAGGAGGCUCGGGAGGACAAGGUGCCCAAGGUGGAUACGGCUCAGGCGGACAAGGCCAAGGACAAGGAGGCUACGGAUCUGGAGCAGCCGCUGCAGCAGCAGCAGCAGCAGGAGGCUCGGGAGGACAAGGUGGCCAAGGUGGAUACGGCUCAGGCGGACAAGGCCAAGGAGGCUAUGGAUCUGGAGCUGCCGCUGCAGCAGCAGCCGCAGCAGGAGGCUCGGGAGGACAAGGUGCCCAAGGUGAAUACGGCUCAGGCGGACAAGGCCAAGGACAAGGAGGCUAUGGAUCUGGAGCUGCCGCUGCAGCAGCAGCAGCAGCAGGAGGCUCGGGAGGACAAGGGGCCCAAGGUGGAUACGGCUCGGGCGGACAAGGACAAGGACAAGGAGGCCUCGGAUCUGGAGCAGCCGCUGCAGCAGCAGCAGCAGGAGGCUCGGGAGGACAAGGUGGCCAAGGUGGAUACGGUUCAGGCAGACAAGGCCAAGGACAAGGAGGCUACGGAUCUGGAGCAGCCGCUGCAGCAGCAGCAGCAGCAGGAGGCUCGGGAGGACAAGGUGGCCAAGGUGGAUACGGCUCAGGCGGACAAGACCAAGGAGGCUAUGGAUCUGGAGCUGCCGCUGCAGCAGCAGCCGCAGCAGGAGGCUCGGGAGGACAAGGUGCCCAAGGUGGAUACGGCUCAGGCGGACAAGGCCAAGGACAAGGAGGCUAUGGAUCUGGAGCUGCCGCUGCAGCAGCAGCCGCAGCAGGAGGCUCGGGAGGACAAGGUGCUCAAGGUGGAUACGGCUCAGGCGGACAAGGACAAGGACAAGGAGGCCUCGGAUCUGGAGCAGCCGCUGCAGCAGCAGCAGCAGGAGGCUCGGGAGGACAAGGUGCCCAAGGUGGAUACGGCUCAGGCGGACAAGGCCAAGGACAAGGAGGCUACGGAUCUGGAGCAGCCGCUGCAGCAGCAGCAGCAGCAGGAGGCUCGGGAGGACAAGGUGGCCAAAGUGGAUACGGAUCAGGCGGACAAGGUCAAGGAGGCUACGGAUCUGGAGCAGCCGCUGCAGCAGCAGCAGCAGCAGGAGGCUCGGGAGGACAAGGUGCCCAAGGUGGAUACGGCUCAGGCGGACAAGGCCAAGGACAAGGAAAUUAUGGAUCUGGAGCUGCCGCCGCAGCAGCAGCCGCAGCAGGAGGCUCGGGAGGACAAGGUGGCCAAGGUGGAUACGGCUCAGGCGGACAAGGCCAAGGAGGCUACGGAUCUGGAGCAGCCGCUGCAGCAGCAGCAGCAGGAGGCUCGGGAGGACAAGGUGGCCAAGGUGGAUACGGCUCAGGUGGACAAGGCCAAGGACAAAGAGGCUACGGGUCUGGAGGAGCCGCUGCAGCAGCAGCAGCAGCAGGAGGCUCGGGAGGACGAGGUGGCCAAGGUGGAUACGGAGCAGGCGGACAAGGCCAAAGACAAGGAGGCUACGGAUCUGGAGCAGCCGCUGCAGCAGCAGCAGCAGCAGCAGGAGGCUCGGGAGGACAAGGUGGCCAAGGUGGAUACGGCUCAGGCGGACAAGGCCAGGGACAAGGAGGUUAUGGAUCUGGAGCAGCCGCUGCAGCAGCAGCCGCAGCAGGAGGCUCGGGGGGACAAGGUGGAGCUGGAGCAGCUGGACAAGGACAAGGACAAGGAGGCCUCGGAUCUGGAGCAGCCGCUGCAGCAGCAGCAGCAGGAGGCUCGGGAGGACAAGGUGGCCAAGGUGGAUACGGUUCAGGCAGACAAGGCCAAGGACAAGGAGGCUACGGAUCUGGAGCAGCCGCUGCAGCAGCAGCAGCAGCAGGAGGCUCGGGAGGACAAGGUGGCCAAGGUGGAUACGGAUCAGGCGGACAAGGCCAAGGAGGCUACGGAUCUGGAGCAGCCGCUGCAGCAGCAGCAGCAGCAGCAGGAGGUUCGGGAGGACAAGGUGGCCAAGGUGGAUACGGCUUAGGCGGACAAGGCCAAGGACAAGGAGGCUACGGAUCUGGAGCUGCCGCUGCAGCAGCAGCAGCAGCAGGAGGCUCAAGAGGACAAGGUGACCAAGGUGGAUACGGCUCAGGCGGACAAGGCCAAGGACAAGGAGGUUACGGAUCUGGAGCAGCCGCUGCAGCAGCAGCAGCAGCAGGAGGCUCUGGAGGACAAGGAGGCCAAGGUGGAUACGGCUCAGGCAGACAAGGCCAAGGACAAGGAGGCUACGGAUCUGGAGCAGCCGCUGCAGCAGCAGCAGCAGCAGGAGGCUCGGGAGGACAAGGUGGCCAAGGUGGAUACGGCUCAGGCGGACAAGGCCAAGGAGGCUACGGAUCUGGAGCAGCCGCUGCAGCAGCAGCAGCAGCAGGAGGCUCGGGAGGACAAGGUGACCAAGGUGGAUACGGCUCAGGCGGACAAGGCCAAGGAGGCUACGGAUCUGGAGCAGCCGCUGCAGCUGCAGCAGCAGCAGCAGGAGGCUCGGGAGGACAACGUGGCCAAGGUGGAUACGGUUCAGGCGGACAAGGCCAAGGAGGCUACGGAUCUGGAGCAGCCGCUGCAGCAGCAGCAGCAGCAGGAGGCUCGGGAAGACAAGGUGGCCAAGGUGGAUACGGCUCAGGCGCACAAGGCCAAGGACAAGGAGGCUACGGAUCUGGAGCAGCCGCUGCAGCAGCAGCAGCAGCAGGAGGCUCGGGAGGACAAGGUGGCCAAGGUGGAUACGCAGGCGGACAAGGCCAAGGAGGCUACGGAUCUGGAGCAGCCGCUGCAGCAGCAGCAGCAGCAGGAGGCUCGGGAGGACAAGGUGGCCAAGGUGGAUACGGCUCAGGCGGACAAGGCCAAGGAGGCUACGGAUCUGGAGCAGCCGCUGCAGCAGCAGCAGCAGCAGCAGGAGGCUCGGGAGGACAACGUGGCCAAGGUGGAUACGGUUCAGGCGGACAAGGCCAAGGAGGCUACGGAUCUGGAGCAGCCGCUGCAGCAGCAGCAGCAGCAGGAGGCUCUGGAGGACAAGGUGGCCAAGGUGGAUACGGCUCAGGCGCACAAGGCCAAGGACAAGGAGGCUACGGAUCUGGAGCAGCCGCUGCAGCAGCAGCAGCAGCAGGAGGCUCGGGAGGACAAGGUGGCCAAGGUGGAUACGGCUCAGGUGGACAAGGCCAAGGACAAGGAGGCUACGGAUCUGGAGCAGCCGCUGCAGCAGCAGCAGCAGGAGGCUCGGGAGGACAAGGUGGCCAAGGUGGAUACGGCUCAGGCGGACAAGGCCAAGGAGGCUACGGAUCUGGAGCAGCCGCUGCAGCAGCAGCAGCAGCAGGAGGCUCGGGAGGACAAGGUGGCCAAGGUGGAUACGGUUCAGGCGGACAAGGCCAAGGACAAGGAGGCUACGGAUCUGGAGCAGCCGCUGCAGCAGCAGCAGCAGCAGGAGGCUCUCGAGGACAAGGUGGUCAAGGUGGAUACGGCUCAGGCGGACAAGGCCAAGGAGGCUACGGAUCUGGAGCAGCCGCUGCAGCAGCAGCAGCAGCAGGAGGCUCGGGAGGACAAGGUGGCCAAGGUGGAUACGGUUCAGGCGGACAAGGCCAAGGACAAGGAGGCUACGGAUCUGGAGCAGCCGCUGCAGCAGCAGCAGCAGCAGGAGGCUCGGGAGGACAAGGUGGCCAAGGUGGAUACGGCUCAGGCGGACAAGGCCAAGGAGGCUACGGAUCUGGAGCAGCCGCUGCAGCAGCAGCAGCAGCAGGAGGCUCGGGAGGACAAGGUGGACAAGGCGGAUACGGUUCAGGCGGACAAGGCCAAGGACAAGGAGGCUACGGAUCUGGAGCAGCCGCUGCAGCAGCAGCAGGAGGCUCGGGAGGACAAGGUGGCCAAGGUGGAUACGGCUCAGGCGGACAAGGCCAAGGACAAGGAGGCUACGGAUCUGGAGCAGCCGCUGCAGCAGCAGCAGCAGCAGGAGUCUCGGGAGGACAAGGUGGCCAAGGUGGAUACGGCUCAGGUGGACAAGGCCAAGGACAAGGAGGCUACGGAUCUGGAGCAGCUGCUGCAGCAGCAGCAGCAGGAGGCUCGGGAGGAGAAGGUGGAUACGGCUCAGGCGGACAAGGCCAAGGAGGCACCGGAUCUGGAGCAGCCGCUGCAGCAGCAGGAGGCUCGGGAGGACAAGGUGGCCAAGGUGGAUACGGUUCAGGCGGACAAGGCCAAGGACAAGGAGGCUACGGAUCUGGGCAGGGCGGACAAGGCCAAGGAGGCUACGGAUCUGGAGGACAAGGCCAAGGAGGCACCGGAUCUGGAGCAGCCGCUGCAGCAGCAGGAGGCUCGGGAGGACAAGGUGGCCAAGGUGGAUACGGUUCAGGCGGACAAGGCCAAGGACAAGGAGGCUACGGAUCUGGAGCAGCCGCUGCAGCAGCAGCAGCAGCAGGAGGCGCGGGAGGACAAGGUGGCCAAGGUGGAUACGGCUCAGGCGGACAAGGCCAAGGAGGCUACGGAUCUGGAGCAGCCGCUGCAGCAGCAGCAGCAGCAGCAGCAGGAGGCUCGGGAGGACAAGGUGGCCAAGGCGGAUACGGUUCAGGCGGACAAGGCCAAGGACAAGGAGGCUACGGAUCUGGAGCAGCCGCUGCAGCAGCAGCAGGAGGCUCGGGAGGACAAGGUGGCCAAGGUGGAUACGGUUCAGGCGGACAAGGCCAAGGACAAGGAGGCUACGGAUCUGGAGCAGCCGCUGCAGCAGCAGCAGCAGCAGGAGGCUCGGGAGGACAAGGUGGCCAAGGUGGAUACGGCUCAGGCGGACAAGGACAAGGAGGCUACGGAUCUGGAGCAGCCGCUGCAGCAGCAGCAGCAGCAGGAGGCUCGGGAGGACAAGGUGGCCAAGGUGGAUACGGCUCAGGCGGACAAGGCCAAGGAGGCUACGGAUCUGGAGCAGCCGCUGCAGCAGCAGCAGCAGCAGGAGGCUCGGGAGGACAAGGUGGCCAAGGUGGAUACGGCUCAGGCGGACAAGGCCAAGGAGGCACCGGAUCUGGAGCAGCCGCUGCAGCAGCAGCAGCAGCAGGAGGCUCGGGAGGACAAGGUGGCCAAGGUGGAUACGGUUCAGGCGGACAAGGCCAAGGACAAGGAGGCUACGGAUCUGGAGCAGCCGCUGCAGCAGCAGCAGCAGCAGGAGGCUCGGGAGGACAAGGUGGCCAAGGUGGAUACGGCUCAGGCGGACAAGGCCAAGGAGGCUACGGAUCUGGAGCAGCCGCUGCAGCAGCAGCAGCAGCAGGAGGCUCGGGAGGACAAGGUGGCCAAGGUGGAUACGGUUCAGGCGGACAAGGCCAAGGACAAGGAGGCUACGGAUCUGGAGCAGCCGCUGCAGCAGCAGGAGGCUCGGGAGGACAAGGUGGCCAAGGUGGAUACGGCUCAGGCGGACAAGGCCAAGGAGGCUACGGAUCUGGAGCAGCCGCUGCAGCAGCAGCAGCAGCAGGAGGCUCGGGAGGACAAGGUGGCCAAGGUGGAUACGGCUCAGGCGGACAAGGCCAAGGAGGCUACGGAUCUGGAGCAGCCGCUGCAGCAGCAGCAGCAGCAGGAGGCUCGGGAGGACAAGGUGGCCAAGGUGGAUACGGCUCAGGCGGACAAGGCCAAGGAGGCUACGGAUCUGGAGCAGCCGCUGCAGCAGCAGCUGCAGCAGGAGGCUCAGGAGGACAAGGUGGCCAAGGAGGAUACGGUUCCGGUGGACAAGGCCAAGGACAAGGAGGCUACGGAUCUGGAGCAGCCGCUGCAGCAGCAGCAGCAGCAGGAGGCUCGGGAGGACAAGGUGGCCAAGGUGGAUACGGCUCAGGCGGACAAGGCCAAGGAGGCUACGGAUCUGGAGCAGCCGCUGCAGCAGCAGCAGCAGCAGGAGGCUCGGGAGGACAAGGUGGCCAAGGCGGAUACGGUUCAGGCGGACAAGGACAAGGACAAGGAGGCUACGGAUCUGGAGGAGCCGCUGCAGCAGCAGCAGCAGCAGGAGGCUCGGGAGGACAAGGUGGCCAAGGUGGAUACGGCUCAGGUGGACAAGGCCAAGGACAAGGAGGUUACGGAUCUGGAGCAGCCGCUGCAGCAGCAGCAGCAGCGGGAGGCUCUGGAGGACAAGGAGGCCAAGGUGGAUACGGCUCAGGCAGACAAGGCCAAGGACAAGGAGGCUACGGAUCUGGAGCAGCCGCUGCAGCAGCAGCAGCAGCAGGAGGCUCGGGAGGACAAGGUGGAUACGGCUCAGGCGGACAAGGCCAAGGACAAGGAGGCUACGGAUCUGGAGCUGCCGUUGCAGCAGCAGCCGCAGCAGGAGGUUCAGGAGGACAAGGUGGCCAAGGUGGAUACGGCUUAGGCGAACAAGGCCAAGGACAAGGAGGUUACGGAUCUGGAGCCGCUGCUGCAGCAGCAGCAGCAGCAGGAGGCUCGGGAGGACAAGGUGGCCAAGGUGGAUACGGCUCAGGUGGACAAGGCCAAGGAGGCUACGGAUCUGGAGCAGCCGCUGCAGCAGCAGCAGCAGCAGGAGGCUCGGGAGGACAAGGUGUCCAAGGUGGAUACGGCUCAAGCGGACAAGGCCAAGGAGGCUACGGAUCUGGAGCAGCCGCUGCAGCAGCAGCAGCAGCAGGAGGCUCGGGAGGACAAGGUGGCCAAGGUGGAUACGGCUCAGGCGGACAAGGCCAAGGACAAGGAGGCUACGGAUCUGGAGCAGCCGCUGCGGCAGCAGCAGCAGGAGGCUCGGGAGGACAAGGUGGCCAAGGUGGAUACGGCUCAGGCGGACAAGGCCAAGGACAAGGAGGCUACGGAUCUGGAGCAGCCGCUGCAGCAGCAGCAGCAGCAGGAGGCUCGGGAGGACAAGGUGCCCAAGGUGGAUACGGCGCAGGUAGACAAGGCCAAGGACAAGGAGGCUAUGGAUCUGGAGCUGCCGCUGCAGCAGCAGCCGCCGCAGGAGGUUCGGGAGGACAAGGUGGCCAAGGUGGAUACGGCUCGGGCGGACAAGGCCAAGGACAAGGAGGCUAUGGAUCUGGAGCUGCCGCUGCAGCAGCAGCCGCAGCAGGUGGUUCGGGAGGACAAGGUGGCCAAGUUGGAUACGGCUCAGGCGGACAAGGACAAGGAGGCUACGGAUCUGGAGCAGCCGCUGCAGCAGCAGCAGCAGCAGGAGGCUCGGGAGGACAAGGUGGCCAAGGUGGAUACGGCUCAGGCGGACAAGGCCAAGGACAAGGAGGCUACGGAUCUGGAGCAGCCGCUGCAGCAGCAGCAGCAGCAGGAGGCUCGGGAGGACAAGGUGGCCAAGGUGGAUACGGCUCAGGCGGACAAGGCCAAGGAGGCUACGGAUCUGGAGCAGCCGCUGCAGCAGCAGCAGCAGCAGGAGGCUCGGGAGGACAAGGUGGCCAAGGUGGAUACGGCUCAGGCGGACAAGGCCAAGGACAAGGAGGCUACGGAUCUGGAGCAGCCGCUGCAGCAGCAGCAGCAGGAGGCUCGGGAGGACAAGGUGGCCAAGGUGGAUACGGCUCAGGCGGACAAGGCCAAGGAGGCUACGGAUCCGGAGCAGCCGCUGCAGCAGCAGCAGCAGCAGGAGGCUCGGGAGGACAAGGUGGCCAAGGUGGAUACGGCUCAGGCGGACAAGGCCAAGGAGGCUACGGAUCUGGAGCAGCCGCUGCAGCAGCAGCAGCAGCAGGAGGCUCGGGAGGACAAGGUGCCCAAGGUGGAUACGGCUCAGUCGGACAAGGCCAAGGACAAGGAGGUUAUGGAUCUGGAGCAGCCGCUGCAGCAGCAGCCGCAGCAGGAGGCUCGGGAGGACAAGGUGGAGCUGGAGCAGGUGGACAAGGUGGACAAGGACAAGGCCAAGGUGGUUAUGGAUCUGGAGCAGCCGCUGCAGCAGCAGCCGCAGCAGGAGGUUUAGGAGGACAAGGUGGAUACGGCUCAGGCGGACAAGGCCAAGGACAAGGAGGCUACGGAUCUGGAGCAGCCGCUGCAGCAGCAGCAGCAGCAGGAGGCUCGGGAGGACAAGGUGCGCAAGGUGGAUACGGCUCAGGCGGACAAGGCCAAGGACAAGGAGGCUACGGUUCGGGUGCAGCUUCUGCAGCAGCAGCAGCAUCUUCCUCAGUUUCUCGACUUCAAUCACCUGCAUCUUCAUCUAGAGUUUCCUCAGCUGUUUCUACACUUGCUUCUGCAGGUGCUGCAAAUUCAGGAGCAUUGUCGAGCGUUAUUUCUAACCUUUCUUCUUCUGUUGCUUCUGCCCAUCCUGAUUUGUCUGGUUGUGAACUCCUGGUUCAAAUUCUACUCGAGGUCAUCUCUGCUCUUGUCGCACUUUUGGGAUCAUCAACCGUUGGCCCAGUUGACAUUGGACAAUCUUCCCAAUAUUCUGGUUUGGUAGCCAAUGCAAUUGGUAACGCAUUAGCCUAAUUUUGAGAAUAGCAUAUCUCAACUGCUAAAAUGGUAGUAAAUUUUGUAAGUUUAUUCUUAAAUAAAUACUGGCUCUUUAGUUUUGCAA